CCAGGCUGGUGGUGAGGUGGUUUGUAAACGAGAGAAAGAAGAGCUGCUGAGUAGGCCCACUUCCAGGGUUGGCGGAGCCCCAGCCUCACAGUUUACAAGAGGAGGUCCAUGGCUCCUUUCUCCGGGGAAGCACUGGACCAACCACUCACUGGGAAAACAAGUGCUGGUGCCAGAGCCUCCUGUGGAUUCCAGGCUGCCUUUGCAGAGACAGGCCCAUGGAUCCAGUCCGGGUUGCCGUGGUGGGGGCAGGUGUGAUGGGGCUCUCCACCGCUCUGUGCAUUUCCGAAUUGGUCCCAGGAUGCUCCAUCACAGUCAUUUCAGACAAGUUCACUCCUGAGACAACGAGUGAUGUGGCAGCUGGGAUCCUUAUUCCCCACGUUUAUCCAGACACACCCAUCCACAAGCAAAAGCAGUGGUUCAGAGAGACCUUUGACCACCUAUCGGCAAUUGCCAAUUCUGCAGAAGCCGGGGAGGCUGCCGUUCACCUGGUGUCUGGUUGGCAGGUAUUUCAGAGCAUUCCUACUGAACAAGUGCCAUUCUGGGCUGACGUGGUUCUGGGGUUUCGAACGAUGACCGAGGCUGAGCUGAAGAAAUUUCCCCACCAUGUGUUCGGUCAGGCUUUUACAACGCUGAAAUGCGAAGGUUCGGCCUACCUCCCAUGGUUGGAGAAAAGGGUAAAAGAAAGGGGCGGCAUGAUACUCACCCGGCGAAUAGAAGACCUGUGGGAGCUUCACCCGUCCUUCGACAUCGUGGUCAACUGUUCGGGCCUGGGAAGCAGACAGCUGGCUGGAGACUUGGAGAUUUUCCCCGUGAGGGGCCAGCUACUUAAAGUCCAGGCUCCCUGGGUGAAGCAUUUUAUCCGAGAUGGGAGCGGACUGACAUAUAUUUACCCCGGUGCAUCCAACGUAACCCUGGGUGGAAGUAGGCAAAAGGGAGACUGGAAUCUGUCCCCAGAUGCAGAAAUUAGCAGAGAUAUUCUUUCCCGAUGCUGUGCUCUGGAGCCCUCCCUCCACGGAGCCUGGGACAUAAAGGAGACGGUGGGCUUGAGGCCCUACAGAGCAGGUGUUCGGCUGCAGAAAGAGCUCCUAGCCCGGGAUGGCCGGAGGCUGCCUGUGGUCCACCACUAUGGCCACGGGAGCGGGGGCUUCUCCAUGCACUGGGGGACGGCUCUGGAGGCCACCAGGCUGCUAAAGGAGUAUGUUCAAGCCCUCAGGGCCCCUGCUCCCAAGUCAAAGAUGUAAGUGACAUGAAAUGACAGCAAAUGGCCCAGGAGACUACUGACCAACAUAAUUUCUGAUACAAUGUGUGUGAGCAGAUUUGGAACUAGUACUAAUCUAAUCUAGUGCUAUUCUGGUACUAGAUUUACAUCUAUUACUAAUCACCUGGAACAUAAAGCUCUAUUUCUAUUAAAAAUAAAGAUUUUGAUAAAAAAGAUUUCUUUUAGAUCUAGUGUCCAAGAAUCUAUGCUAAUUUACAUGGAUGCUGGAAGCUGUAGGGAUUUCGACAUAUUUGGCUCAUAAAUCCAUAGGAGGAGACAAGGCAUGGGAGUCACUGAGCUCACUGCCAGUUGCAGAGCUGCCCAUGAUGCUCCCUGGUUGUAGUCGAAUGAGAUUAAAGUCCUCAUAAAUAAAAUUACACGGGGAUCACGCGAUACAAGUUUAUUACAGUUAAUGAAAGACAAAGCAUGACUCCUGCUAGAAGAAUUCCUGGUAGAAGACACAGUGGCAUCAACUCCAUAGCUGUCUGGGGCCAACUCCCUGAGGGCCGUACUUUGCAUUACCAUGGGCAAUUGAGAGCUGGCUUGUUGUAUGGUGGACGGUGCCCAAGCAUUUUUGAAGAUUGAAUAGAAUGUGCAGCCAAAGAGCUAAUUUGCUAAUUAAGAUGGAACAAUCCUUCUGAAUGAAAUAUAACCAGAGUUUUUUUGCAAGUUUCAAAAAAAAAGUUCUGGGGAGGAGGGGUUGUGUCUCAUGAUAAAAUGAGUUUGGGAAUUA
This is a messenger RNA of Myotis lucifugus (little brown bat), 1991 nucleotides long. It is a transcript of the gene DDO, whose product is annotated as D-aspartate oxidase. Bases 216 to 1241 code for a protein of 341 amino acids. Lineage: Eukaryota; Metazoa; Chordata; Mammalia; Chiroptera; Vespertilionidae. The transcript has 6 exons. The record is from RefSeq and is a predicted model, not a curated record. Gene Ontology annotation, molecular function: D-amino-acid oxidase activity; FAD binding.